GGAUGACGGGGCUCAGGUAAAGUUCAACAUGGUCACAAUGCAGGGAAAUCUCGCCACGGGUUCAGUCAGGGGCUGAAGAGGCCCAGAGAAACACAUAGAAUGAAAGAAGUAGAUAAUCUUGAAAGUAUAAAAGAAGAAUGGGUUUGUGACACAGGAUCUGACAAUCAGCCUCUUAGUGAUAACCAGCAAAUGAAUUGUGAACACUUAGUUGACAGCCUUUUUGAGGAAGCUCAGAAGAUUGGUGCCAAAUCCUUGUCUCCCACUGAACAGAAGAAACAGGUAGAUAUAAAUAUAAAAUUGUGGAAAAACGGGUUCACUGUCAACGAUGACUUUAGAACUUACUCUGAUGGUGCAAGUCAACAAUUCCUGAACUCCAUCAAGAAGGGGGAAUUACCUGCAGAAUUACAGGGAAUUUUUGAUAAAGAGGAGGUGGAUGUGAAAGUUGAAGACAAAAAAACUGAAGUAUGUAUAUUGACAAAGCCUGUGUUCCAGCCCUUCUCAGGACAGGGUCAUAGACUAGGAAGUGCUACACCAAAAAUUGUUUCAAAAGCAAAGAUUAUUGAAGUUGAAAGUAAAAAUACUUUAUGUGCUGUUUCACUGAACAACUUGGAACCCAUUACUAAGGUACAGAUCUGGUUAGCCAAUGGGAAAAGAAUUGUCCAGAAAUUUAAUAUUUCUCAUAGGGUAAGCCACAUCAAAGACUUCAUUGAAAAGUACCAAGCACCUCAAAGAAGCCCUCCCUUUUCCCUGGCAACAGCGCUUCCUUUCCUCAGAUUGCUAGAUGAGACACUCACCCUGGGAGAAGCAGCUUUACAGAAUACUGUAAUCAUUCAGAGACUAAAAGAAACGGCUGAGCCUUUCAGAAAACUUUCAUAGCAUUGAUUUUUGAGAGACUAAGUAGAAAUUUUGCAGGGAAAUGAUGGUUGGAAGUGAGCAUGUAAAAGUGGGAGAAAGGAGAAGUUUGAUUCAUUGGACUUUUGGGUUGAGUGCUAUUUAACUCUCUUGAUGAGAAAAAUUUUAAAUAAUCAGGAAACAUAGCAGGAAACUGUAUUCAACACACUUUUUUCCCAGAAUGCUUACUCAAAUAAAAGUACAAUUAUUUUCAAACACUAAUUAAUCACCAUAUGAUUUAUUAGAUAGCUAUGUCAUGUACAGUGCUUAAGGUCAUGUAAAUUAUCAAAAAUAUUAACUGUCUCCAAAUUAUUAAAUAGCAAUAUGUUAAAAUAUUACACAGGGCAGGUUAAAAGCAUCAGUGUAAUUAUUUUAUAACUUGGAUAUAAUCAAAAGGCUAGGAGGGCCUCUUUUCACAACAUAGCUAGCUAUAUCUAAACCUUAAAUUGGUCUCAGUUUUUACUCUGUGCUAGCAAGACAAAAUCAAGUUUUAAUUUGAGAAUAGUAUCUUAAGAUUUAUUUUCACUUAGGAAUAAAAUUGUAUAUUUUAGUAUAAUGUUGGUAUAUCUCCAGUUCAUGGGACUAGGAAUGUGGCCUAGCAGUAGAGUGCUUGCCUCGCAUGCAUGAAGCCCUGGGUUU
This is a messenger RNA of Perognathus longimembris pacificus (Pacific pocket mouse), 1530 nucleotides long. It is a transcript of the gene Ubxn2a, whose product is annotated as UBX domain protein 2A. Gene Ontology annotation, cellular component: nucleus; cytosol. The coding region runs from base 100 to 876 and encodes 258 amino acids. The record is from RefSeq and is a predicted model, not a curated record. Gene Ontology annotation, biological process: membrane fusion; nuclear membrane reassembly; Golgi organization. Lineage: Eukaryota; Metazoa; Chordata; Mammalia; Rodentia; Heteromyidae. The transcript is spliced from 7 exons. Gene Ontology annotation, molecular function: ubiquitin binding.